Talaromyces amestolkiae is the source of this 828-nucleotide messenger RNA. RefSeq lists its product as uncharacterized. Lineage: Eukaryota; Fungi; Ascomycota; Eurotiomycetes; Eurotiales; Trichocomaceae. The transcript is spliced from 3 exons. The record is from RefSeq and is a predicted model, not a curated record. The coding region runs from base 1 to 828 and encodes 275 amino acids. Gene Ontology annotation, molecular function: oxidoreductase activity.
AUGACAGCUCCACGAGGCCGUCUCCAAGGCAAAAAUGCCAUCAUCACCGGUGCUGCUGGUGGCAUCGGCCUCGAAACAACAAUCCUGUUUGCUCGUGAAGGCGCCUCCGUGCUUAUGGCCGACAUCUCCGAGCCCGCCCUCGCCGCAGCCCUCAAAAAAGUGAAAUCUCUCGUCCCAGACUCCGCGCGCGUCGAAACCAUCAAAUGCGACGUCUCCAAGGAAUCCGACGUGCAAGCCAUGAUCGAGUCGCAGGACAGCUGGGGUGGUACGGACGUGAUAUUCAACAACGCGGGAAUCAUGCACGCCGACGAUGCCGAUGCAGUGGACACGCCGGACAAGAUCUGGGAUUUGACGCACAACAUUAAUGUGAAGGGUGUGUGGUAUGGUUGUAAACAUACGGUAUUGAGUCUGAGGCGCCACAAGAAGACGAAGGGCAGUAUUAUUAAUACAGCGAGCGUUGUGGCCCUGGUCGGUAGUGCGACACCGCAGCUUGCGUAUACCGCGAGCAAAGGUGCGGUGUUAGCGAUGACGAGGGAAUUGGCGAUUGUGCAUGCGAGAGAGGGGUUUAGGUUCAAUGCGCUCUGCCCUGCGCCAUUGAACACACCUCUUUUGCAAGAUUGGCUUGGUGAUGACCAGGCGAAACGCCAUCGUCGUGAAGUCCAUUUCCCUACGGGCCGGUUCGGAGAAGCCAUUGAGCAGGCGAAUGCUGUUGUCUUCCUUGCCAGUGAUGAGGCAAGCUUUGUCAAUGGCACUGACUUUGUGGUUGAUGGAGGAAUGACCAAGGCAGGUCUUCACUUACUCGAAUAUGAGACUCUAGCUAAUAUUUAA